CCCAAACACCCUCUCAAUACACGUUAUGUUUGGAAAUUUGGUUGUUAUGAUGACACGAGUCAGUCGCUAGAAACAACGGCAGAAGGCGAAGAUGCUUGGCGAUGAAGCCAGAGAAUUGCUAGGGUUUCCUCCCAAUUCCUCCCCUUCAUCGUCACAGGUCAAAGCUGCUUACAAGAAAAAGGCAUGGGAAACUCAUCCAGAUCGUUUCCCCAAUUCUCAAAAAUCUCUCGCCGAAUCCAAUUUCAAACUGAUUUCUGAAGCUUACUCAUGUUUACAGUCCGGCACAUAUUCAACAAGAGGAACAUAUUCAAGGGUGGUGAGAACCGGAGUCCCAAGGAGUCAAGGAGGAAGUAAAAACAAAGCAUUGAUUCAGAUCCCAUUCCUCUUGAUUGUUGUAGGAACGGUUGCACUCGGUGGGUCCAGUGCCACUAGGGCUUACCGAAGGCAGAAAGAGGCAUACCCAUCACAUAACCCUUUUCUUCCUUGAGGUUACAAACAUUUGCGGAAAGAGUCGGGCAGUCGUCAUGUGAGUCGCAUUCAUCUUGUUGUUUUGUUCUUUGUGAAUGACAAAGCUAGCUAGAUACAUUUAUAUCUUUAUUGGUCUUGAAGUGUGUAUAUAAUAAGGAAUUAACAUGACCAUUUGCUUGAGGUCACGUGUUGUAAUAACAAAGAGCGGUUGGUUAUAUAUCACCAUUAAAAAGGGGCAGAUGCAACAGGUUACUACCCCUUUCCAGAUUGGGUCUUCUUUUUA
This is a messenger RNA of Helianthus annuus (common sunflower), 751 nucleotides long. Its product is annotated as chaperone protein DnaJ. The record is from RefSeq and is a predicted model, not a curated record. Bases 92 to 487 code for a protein of 131 amino acids. Gene Ontology annotation, molecular function: protein folding chaperone; protein-folding chaperone binding. NCBI's taxonomy places the organism in Eukaryota, Viridiplantae, Streptophyta, Magnoliopsida, Asterales, Asteraceae. Gene Ontology annotation, cellular component: nucleus; cytoplasm. The transcript is spliced from 5 exons.